Messenger RNA from Haplochromis burtoni (Burton's mouthbrooder), 525 nucleotides. Its product is annotated as ubiquitin carboxyl-terminal hydrolase 37-like. The record is from RefSeq and is a predicted model, not a curated record. Gene Ontology annotation, molecular function: cysteine-type deubiquitinase activity. The transcript is spliced from 4 exons. Gene Ontology annotation, biological process: protein deubiquitination. Lineage: Eukaryota; Metazoa; Chordata; Actinopteri; Cichliformes; Cichlidae. The coding region runs from base 14 to 523 and encodes 169 amino acids.
AAACACCUGCUACAUGAACUCCUGCCUGCAGAGCCUGCUCAACACUGACGAGUUCAUUAGAGACAUCAGCCGUCAGGAGACUUUGUGGAGAGCAGUCCCAGAAGCUCAGCUCUUAAGAAGGCUCACUGACAUCAGGGACUGUCAUAAUUCAAGAGAUUAUGGCCUUAAAAAACAUCGCCUAAAAUCUUUUAAGGAGGCAUUCAGCAAACACGCUCCUGAAUACAAAGGCAGUGCACAGAAAGAUGCUCAUGAAUUCCUAACCUUGUUCCUCAAUGAGGUCAAAAGCCUUUCACCUCACCUGAAGAGGAAAGCAGCUCUCCUGGGCCGAAGUUAUACCUGCCCAGUAGAAGACCAUCAUGUUUUCAAAAUGGAAAACAUGAGGACAUGCAAGAGCUGCGGUCACCAAUCAUUACACCAAGAGGAAUUCACUAGCUUGUCUCUUGACCUGGUUCCAGAGGGGUCUGUUAAAAACAUGUUAGAGACAUACUUGAAGGUAAGAUCAGAAAUUCCAGUAGAGAUAUAGUA